GCGGACCGUCACUCACGUUGAGGGUCAAAUGUUUAGAUGAUGUGCUAGUAGUGUCUUCGAAAUGUCAAGUUUCUCUAGAUCUGCUCAGCAAUGGGCAACCUUCGCUCGUUCCUGGUUCCUGAUCGAUGCCAGGAUGCAGCCUCCCGGGAAGCUUGCGACCAUGUGUUCUGUUAGAUUACAGGGGAAACACAAGCCUAUCUACCAUGCACUCAGUGACUGUGGAGACCACGUAGUAGUAAUAAACACCAGACACAUAGCUUUUUCUGGAAACAAAUGGGAGCAGAAAGUCUACUCAUCACACACGGGGUAUCCAGGUGGAUUCAAACAAGUCACAGCUGCCCAGCUGCACCACAAAGACCCAAAAGCUAUCGUGAAGUUAGCUGUUUACGGCAUGCUCCCGAGGAACCUGCUCAGACGCACCAUGAUGCAGCGAUUACACAUCUUUCCUGAUGACGAGCUGCCAGACGACAUCCGAGCCAACCUGACGGAGGAGCUGCCUCAGCCCAGACAAAUCCCCAGAAAACUCAGCGAGUACACGCAGGAGGAGAUCGACGCCUUCCCCAAGCUGUGGACACCACCUGAAGACUACAAGACGAAAUGAAAUCAAGGCUGCCCGAUGUGACCAAAGAUUCAGAAAAUUCACUUCAACGCUACACUGAAAGCAACAUAUUCCUCCAUUAUAUUAUGAUACCUGACAAGUAUCAGAGAAGUAUUGUAAAAUAAAAAAAAAAAAAUCAGAGGCGUUUUGUAGGAUUUGAUCCAGGAUGUCAGCUGGCCUUAAACACACAACCCUGAUGUUCUCUGUUCGGAUGAAACAUCAGAUUCCAGGAAACAGCAGUGGCAUCAAGGCUGGACUGGAGUCAUAACCUGGAUGCCAACAUCAUCAACACAAAUGCUGUGCUACUCUACACACAACACACCUCCCUGUCAGCUGUAUUACCCUAGACAGCAGACCUGAAUUAUCCAGAAGCAGCCUGAGUAUCACCAUGGGGCUCAGCUCUGAUCAGAGCAAAUCAGGUUCUGUGGGUUUCCCUCUGAUUACACAACCAUGAAAUGAUCAGAUCUGGCCCAUAAAAAGUGACAUCUGUUAGAGCUGAUCCUGCCUUUGAAGGUUUGUGGGUUCACAGCGAAACCAAUUAAUGUGUUUCUAUGACAACAUUCAGGCCGUCCGUGUGGUUUUAGUAGAAAAUGGUAACUUUGGUCAGGAAAUCCGGAGCCUCUUUGUCUUGUCAGAGUGCUACAAAUUUCCAUAGUGUUGUUAAAGUAUAAAUCAAUUCUGUUCCAUUGUAAAAUAGGCUAAUAAACAAUUUAAUAAAC
Chelmon rostratus (copperband butterflyfish) is the source of this 1317-nucleotide messenger RNA. RefSeq names its product mitochondrial ribosomal protein L13 (gene mrpl13). Gene Ontology annotation, molecular function: mRNA binding; structural constituent of ribosome. Gene Ontology annotation, cellular component: ribosome; mitochondrial large ribosomal subunit. The transcript is spliced from 7 exons. Gene Ontology annotation, biological process: translation; negative regulation of translation. Bases 62 to 601 code for a protein of 179 amino acids. The record is from RefSeq and is a predicted model, not a curated record. Lineage: Eukaryota; Metazoa; Chordata; Actinopteri; Chaetodontiformes; Chaetodontidae.